Vicia villosa (hairy vetch) is the source of this 740-nucleotide messenger RNA. RefSeq lists its product as uncharacterized. Bases 95 to 604 code for a protein of 169 amino acids. NCBI's taxonomy places the organism in Eukaryota, Viridiplantae, Streptophyta, Magnoliopsida, Fabales, Fabaceae. The transcript is spliced from 2 exons. The record is from RefSeq and is a predicted model, not a curated record.
AUACAUCUUCUUCCCAUAAUAACGCAAAAUCACACAACACAUUCAUCACACAAAAACAAAAAGAAAUCAAAGAAAAAAAAAAAGAGAAACAAAAAUGGCUAGCGAUGGAAGUGAAGAAUUCAAGUUGGUGUCACCAACAAUAACACACGAAGCAAGACUACCUCGACACUACACCGACGAAGGACAAGGAGCAAAGAAAAACAUAUCCCCACCCUUAGAAUGGUACAACCUACCUAAGGGAACAAAAACUCUUGCCAUUGUGGUUGAAGAUAUCGAUGCACCCGACCCAAACGAGCCUCUCGUGCCCUGGACUCAUUGGGUCGUGGUGAAUAUCCCUCCGACAGUAAAGGGACUGCCGGAGGGAUUUUCUGGCAAAGAGGAGGAGAUGGGUGGAGAUUAUGCUAAGAUGAAAGAAGGGAACAAUGAUUGGAAACAACCUGGUUGGCGUGGUCCUAGGUUGCCAAAUCAUGGUCAUAGGUUGCAGUUUAAGCUCUAUGCUUUGGAUGAUGAGCUUCAUCUUGGUAACAAGGUGACUAAGGAGAAAACUUUGGAUGCCAUUCAGGGGCAUGUGCUAGGAGAAUCAACCUUGAUAGCUAUAUACUAGUUAGUGUGAUUGCACUAUAGUUUUGUGUAAUUGCAAAUUUGGAAGACAUUACUAAUAACUUGUAUUGUAUGAACGAUGUUAUCAUGUAUUUUAAUGUUAUUUAUGUUGUCCCAAAUAUCAAGAUUGAGUUAUAAUA